AAUAUGUUUUUGCAAAAAGAGAAAAUACACGGAAAUUGGCCUUACCAAUUCCUCGCUAUAAAACCUUUCUCUACUUGUCUCUCAUUUUCCCAUUUUUCAAGUUUAGUCGACUCUAGAAUUCAAGACAUUUCAGUUGCCGCUCAUCCCAAUCACCGGUACUUUGCCUGAGAACUCACUUAGGUCAAUUUGGUUUCAUUGGGGAGGCCUAUCUUCACAAGUCAUAGGCUGCUGCAAUGGAUUAAACUUGCCAUGUCACAUCGUGCUGUCUCUGGCCAUUUUCCGUUUGUGGCAAAGCAUUGAUCAGAGAAGCGAGUACAUCCAUCAUUCAGUGCUCUGAUUAGUAUUUGGACUAACAGCUGCAAUACCUUCUUCGGUCUUCUGGGAGAAUCCCCUCUGGUUAUUGUGGUUUGACACAAUGCUCAACCUGAUUGGUAGAUGUCGAUGUUUUUCUGCUGAACUACAUUCAUCAAUUGCGUUCUUGUCCAUAGAUUCUUCAGCAAUCUUGCGAUGGCACCGAUCAAUGACUACCAGUAAAAGAGUCCAAGACAGAAGCAAGAAGAAGCGCGUGCAUGACCUUGAAAUAGUUACAGAGAAGCACAAAAUACUCUCCAAGGUCCUAUUAAUAUUUGAAGUUCUCAAACAGGAGCCUCAACAAGUCAUAUCGAUUAGGGAACUUGAUCACUAUAGAAGGCAAAUAAACCUCCCCAAACCCCAUAAAAUCUCAGCCUUUCUACGGAAGUCCCCCAAGCUUUUUGAAAUGUACAAGGAUGAUAGAGGGAUUUUGUGGUGUGGUAUGACAAAGGAGGCUGAAGAUUUAGUCCAAGAAGAGGAGGCUAUUAUUAAACAGCACAGUGAUAAAGCUGCAGAGCUUGUGACUAGGAUGCUGAUGAUGUCUAUAGACAAGCGCCUUGCCUUAGAUAAGAUUGUUCAUUUCAGAAGAGAUUUGGGUUUGCCAAUGGAUUUUAGGAACCAUUGGGUACGAAGGUUUCCUAAUCAUUUUAGAGUUGUUCAGCCAUUUAAGCCUUAUGAUGAAAGUGAAUACCUAGAACUUGUGAAUUGGAAAUCGAGUUGGGCUAUGACAGAGUUAGAAAGACAGGCGCUGGGGGUUAUGCAUGCCCCAGAUGAUCACGUAGCUGGUCCUCUUUCCUUGUCUUUCCCCAUGAAAUUCCCACCUGAUUAUAAACAAGUGUUGUCCAGAUAUAAGGGGAAGAUAGAAGAUUUUCAGAAGCGGGAAUACUUGUCACCUUAUGCAGAUGCCAUGGAAUUAAAGGCUGGAACACUGGAGUUCAAUAAGAGGGCAGUUGCAGUGAUGCACGAGCUGCUGAGUUUUACAAUUGGGAAGAGGUUGGUGACAGAUUACUUGACACAUUUUAGGAAGGAGUUUGUAAUGCCUCAGAAGCUGAUGAGGCUGUUGCUUAAACAUUUUGGAAUCUUUUAUGUUUCAGAAAGGGGUAAGAGGUUUCAUGUAUUUCUCAACAGUGCUUAUGAAGGUUCUGAGUUGAUCGAGAAACACCCUCUGAUUGUUUGGAGGGAAAAGGUUCUAAGCUUUGUUGGUUACAGAAAGAAGAAGGAAAGAAUGGAUACUCUUAAAGAUUUUCAGGAAUUUGAGGAUGAUGAUUUGUUUGAGAAUGAGUCAGAAGAUGAAAGUGUUCAAGUGGAAAAUGACAAGCAAACUAUGUGUAGUUUGGAGGGAGAUUUUCUGGAAACUGAAUCCGAGAUGGAGAUAGACGAAGUUUGUAGUGCAUACAGGGAAUGAGAAGUUAGCAAUGCAUACUAGCAUGAAGAAUCUUGAGGUCUUCAAGAUGUUUUCAUCAUGGACAUGAUGAAGCUGAGUGUUGUGGAGUUAUAAAGGCGGCUCAUAUGGAAUCACAACUCCAGGAGAACACAAGCUGAUCGAUAAAUCUUUGACAAGAUGAAAUAGACGGCACAGUGGAGUCAGUGCAGUUGCAGAGGCGCGAAUAAGGAAAUGAAUGCAGCACAAUCUCUAAUUUUAGUUGUAGAGGAGCAAUCGACCAUGCAAAUAUCCCCAAUGCAACCUACACGUCCUAUUUGCCAAUAUGUGAAGUUCUUCUGUCAACAUGGAUUAUUUGCAGAAGUACGGACUCAAGAGCAUGUAUAUAAUGAAACGGAUAAUAAUUUUGCCAAUGUUUAAGUUCCUAAUACAGAUAGCCAAGGUGCAAUA
Lycium barbarum (goji berry) is the source of this 2182-nucleotide messenger RNA. Its product is annotated as protein WHAT'S THIS FACTOR 1 homolog, chloroplastic. The record is from RefSeq and is a predicted model, not a curated record. The transcript is spliced from 3 exons. Bases 416 to 1756 code for a protein of 446 amino acids. Gene Ontology annotation, molecular function: RNA binding. Lineage: Eukaryota; Viridiplantae; Streptophyta; Magnoliopsida; Solanales; Solanaceae.